Molecule: messenger RNA, 658 nt
Organism: Culex quinquefasciatus (southern house mosquito)
Lineage: Eukaryota; Metazoa; Arthropoda; Insecta; Diptera; Culicidae
Exons: 4
Coding region: 88-570 (160 amino acids)
Source: RefSeq, a predicted model, not a curated record
UCGGUUGCUUCAGUUGGUUUGUGAAGAUUGAACAGUGAAGUAGCAAAUUGAAGAUCAAAUUAUUUUGUGAAGAAAUAUAUUUUCAAAAUGGUGUCCCACGAAACAUUCCGCUCAAUGGGCUACAUCUACGGCGGACUUCAAUUUAUUAGUUCACUGCUUUUGCUGAUAAACUCCAGCCAUCUAGUUGCCGAUGGAAGCGUAGUCGGUAUUUGUACACUUAUAACUUCAUUAAUUAAUCUGAUUGCCGUUAUCAUCCUCAUUACUGGGUUUUUCAUGCGAAAAGCAAUCUUCGUAACGAUUCAUCUACGAUUUGCGACAACAGUUUACGUUUCGCUGAUGAUCAUCCUUUUCGUUUGUUGCAUCGUGGACGGCGUCAAAUAUUCAUCGCAUGAUGAAAUUCCGGACGCCCAACAGCGUCAAGUUGCGGUAUCCGGUAUCACAGCACUUGCCAUUUCGUGGAUCGUUUUUGCAACAUUGUUCUAUUCACUUAUUUCAUGGAUUCUUAAUGGAUUUAUUGUAACAGUUAAAAAUGAUACUGUACGUUUGGUGUCAACAGGUGAUCGUGUUUAAAACAGUUCCUUUAUAUAUAACUAAAUUGCCUUACAUUCAUAUCCACAACUCAAUGUUAUGAGUAAUAAAGCAUAGAAUUGCACCCGAA